Blepharisma stoltei is the source of this 1458-nucleotide messenger RNA. NCBI's taxonomy places the organism in Eukaryota, Ciliophora, Heterotrichea, Heterotrichida, Blepharismidae. The record is from the annotation of a GenBank genome assembly.
AUGAAUAAUUUUCCUAACAGCUUAAAUCGAUCAAAGCAAGAAUAUGCAAAAAAACUGGAAAAAGUUGUUGCUUUUAUGACUAAACAUAACUUUUCGCACCCAUUUAUUACACAAGCCUGCAAGUUCUUAAACUUUUUGCCAGAGCAACUUAUUAAAAAGUCAUUUGAUGAGAUGUCUGAUCCAAAAAUUAGCAAAGAUAUACAGAUUCUCAGAUAUAAUCACUAUGAAGCAAGAAGGUCAGCAAAAGUAACAAUGGUUGCCCAAUAUAUACUCGAAAACAACUUGUUAUCAUCACCGCACUCAAAGAAUAACAGUAGCAUUUUCCAGGCUGGAAUUUUUAUUACUCCAGUCAGGGAUUCAUCGACUCCAUCUCUUUCUCCGAAGAGGAAAUAUUAUAUUAGAUCUGUAACUCCCGACAUCCCACUAACUGUUCCUAUUUCUCCAGGAGAAUUAAACCAAAAACGUUUAAGGUUCGCAAGAAAUCAAUCAAUUAGAUAUAAAAAAGUUUUAGACAACAAGAAGAAAAUCAAAGUUUCUGAGGAAGAAAAAACCAAGGAGUAUAUAAAAAGAUUUGAACAAAAAGAAAAAUCAAUAGAGAUAGAAAGACAGUUACAAUCCAAAGAAAGAAGUCUCAAAAUAUCUAAAUUGGAAGAAAAAAGAAAAGCUAUGCUGCUAAAGAAAUAUCAGCAAACUAUGAUAAGCGAAAAUGAAGCUUUAAAGAUGUAUCAUAGCUUCAGCAACGAUUUAAAAUCAAAAGAAUCAUUUAGUACAAGUCCGACAAGAAGACUGAAUUUAGACGAAGAGUAUUUUGAUGAUAAAUAUGAUGAUGAAGAAACUUUAACUCAGUUACAAAGAAUUAAUAAAAAAUUAGAAGAAUCUGCAAGAAAAGCUCAACUUUCCAUAAUGGAAAAAGCGAGCUCAAGCUAUGUAAGAAGUCUUUCUGCAGCAAGAGCAAGAGAAGCCAGAGAGACUUUGAAUUCUCGGAUGGAAGAAAAGAGAAUUGUAAGGAUAUUGAAGUUGCAAGAGAAUACAGAAAAAUCUGAGGUAAUUUUAACUUAGAGAAUACGAAAAGCUAAGCUUGCCGAAGAAACAAAAAGAAUUUCAGAACUAAAUAAAGGAAUUCAUAUAAAGCGCCAAGAAGAGCAAAGAAAAGAGUUGGAAUCAACUUUGAAAAAAGAAGACGUUUUAAAUUGCAACGAAGCGAAAAGAGAAAAGGCAAGGGCUGAAAUCAAAGAAGCAACUUUGAAAAAAACAUUAUUACUUGCUGAAAAAAAUAUCCUGAAGAAAAGAGAUCAAGAAGAAAACUUACUAAGGCAAAGCAAAAAAAUUGACGAUUUCUUCAUGAAAGUUUUAAAUAAGUAUGAAGAUGAGAAAAGAAAAACACCAUCACCUAGCAAUUUGGCUAAGAUGAACACAGGAGGAAUUAUUGUACUUGAAAAAUGUAAAAAAUCAAUAUAA